CCUGCAUGACAAUGGAAGAAACUGCGGCAAAUAAUAAUAAUAAUGGGAGUCAAGAUUUGGAAACAGAGUUUGCAGAGAGAUCAGUGUGGCUAAUGAAAUGCCCUUCUCUCAUUGCUCCUUCUUUCGAACCUCUUCCUUUCGAAGAAGAUCCAUACCUUCCUGUUGCCAAAGUCAUCCUCUCCAUCGAUCCUCUCGCGAUCGUGGACGAAGAAGAAACCAAAGUCGUAAUGGAACUAACUCGAGCUGAAUCUGGAAACGUUCCCAAACGUUUUGGCUUGGAUGUGUCUAAGGAUUUCAUCCCCAUGUCUGCUUUCUCUCAGUCUUCACAAGUGUUUCGGACAAGUCUAUUUGGGGCCAAAGUUAUAAUCUCAACUGAUCAUGAAGUGAAUAUGGAGAUGGCAAAGUCAAGUACCCAGUUAGGCGCCACUGAGAGCUUACGGCGGCUCUUUGGGGAAAACAGCGACUUCCUCCAGAGGAAGGAGAUUGAUAAAUAUGUCCGAAACCUUACUUCUAGAUUUGUCGGCCCAGAGAACUUAAAAACCAAUUUGAUUCAAGACAUGUAUGUUUUGUCUCGCAACUACUUCGAAAUGGAUGACAAAGCAAUAAGCAGUUCUUUUGACAUCAAAGAAGCAGCAACCAAGAUGGUGGUAGACCUAAUCGUGAAGAAAGUGAUUGGUGAAAUGGAAUAUGAGGCUAUCAGAGAACUAGGACUUUGUUGGACUGCUUUCCGAACAAAUUGGUUUAGUUUCUCUUACAGUGUUCCUGGAACGACUGUUUAUCGAUUCGUGAAGGCUCGGAGUAAGGUGACAAAGCUGCUAAAGAGCGUGAUUCAGAAGAAGAAUGCGUCAAAGGAAGGACUGGGAGAUUUCCUGGACAUUUUAUUCGAUGAGAUGAAGAAAGAUGGUGCGGCUUUGGACAUUGAUAGAGCCGUCAAUUUGAUAUUCACCUUUUUCAUACUCUCUCAAGAGACCACUCACGGAAUUUUAGCAGCAACUGUGAAGCUCGUUGCCGACCACCCGGAUGUCAUGGAAGAACUAAAGAGAGAGCACGAUGCCGUGAUUGAAAACCAGGGUGAUAAUCAGGCAGGCCUAACAUGGGAGGAAUACACGUCUAUGACUUUCACUCACAUGGUUAUCAAAGAGACGCUUCGGUUUACUAGUGCACAACCUACGGUACAUAGAAUACCCACUGAAGACGCUCGAGUUGGAGGUUAUACAGUACCAGCUGGAUGGUUUUUUUUUGGUAUUCCUUUAGUUCAUUUCGAUGAAGAAAAGUAUGAGGAUCCACUCAAAUUUAAUCCAUGGAGAUGGAAGGGGAAAGAUUUACACGGUACAUUGUCCAAGGAUUACAUUCCGUUUGGAGCUGGAGCCACACUUUGCGUAGGGUCUGAGUUUGCGAAGUGUAUAAUCGCUGUGUUUCUCCAUCAUUUGUCUAGAUUCAGGUGGUCCUUGGACCCGAAAACUAGAGUGCUUCGAAGGUAUAUGCUUAUGUUUCCGGCUGGUUGCAAAGUCGAGAUUGCAAAGGAGCUAAGUGAUCAGAGUUGAUUUUCUCCUCAUAUAUGUUUGUUUUUCUUCUCAUAUCUGUUACAAGAAGCAGGAUGCCAUAUACCAAUUGACGCUUCCUGUAUAAUAAUUUGGCAUUGUUUGUAUGAUUAUUUAA
Molecule: messenger RNA, 1659 nt
Organism: Brassica oleracea var. oleracea
Lineage: Eukaryota; Viridiplantae; Streptophyta; Magnoliopsida; Brassicales; Brassicaceae
Product: cytochrome P450 708A2-like
Exons: 10
Coding region: 6-1544 (512 amino acids)
Biological process (GO): sterol metabolic process; transcription initiation at RNA polymerase II promoter
Molecular function (GO): iron ion binding; monooxygenase activity; oxidoreductase activity, acting on paired donors, with incorporation or reduction of molecular oxygen
Source: RefSeq, a predicted model, not a curated record